Camponotus floridanus (Florida carpenter ant) is the source of this 1937-nucleotide messenger RNA. RefSeq lists its product as uncharacterized. Gene Ontology annotation, molecular function: zinc ion binding. The record is from RefSeq and is a predicted model, not a curated record. The transcript has 9 exons. Lineage: Eukaryota; Metazoa; Arthropoda; Insecta; Hymenoptera; Formicidae. The coding region runs from base 57 to 1763 and encodes 568 amino acids.
GCAGCCCGCGAUGUUCAGAUUGCUCAGUCCAGUGUAUUGUCGAUGACAGUUUUACAAUGGCGUGGAACAAGAGUUGUGGGAUUCAAAAUUGUUCAGGUCAUGGAGAAUGCCACAAUGGAACUUGUUUAUGCGAGAUUCAAUUUGAUGGACCGGAAUGCCAUAUUCCAAAUCUAUGUUAUUAUGUUGCUUUUGCUACAGUCUUUUUUUUAUUAGCCUUUGUUUGUUUGAUACAACUUGUCAUGUGUAUUGUCGCAGAAUGGCAAAGAAUGAAGGCACCAUCAUUUUUGAGAGCAUGUAGGGUUACUACUCAAAAAGUGUUAUACUUUGUGGUUUUUCUUGCAUCAAUUAUACGAGGCGCAUAUUUCAUAUCACCGACUGCUUUCAAAGAAGGCUGGUCUAGAUCUUUGUUGUCAGCGUAUUAUCCAUUGCUUUUAAGUGGAUCAUCAUUGAUUGUUUGUUUUUGGGCUGAGGUAUUUCAUCUUAGAGACAUUCGAUGGGACAAACCUCAGUUUUUAUCAAAAUCUUUUCUGGUUUUUGUUGUCUUCAAUAUAAUAACAUAUUCCCUUCUAUUAGCAGAAUUUAUUACAGCUCAAACAUAUUCACAACAAGAUCAAAGUUUCUAUACACAUGUAUUCAAUGGCUGUUAUGCAGUGUUCCUGUUCAUUGUAGUGGUUUUAUUCUUGAUAUAUGGAGUCGAAGUAUUUUUCAAGGUUCGUGGUGGAUUCUUAAAUGAAUAUCGAGUCGCUUCCAUUGUAACAAAUAAACGUACAGCUGAUGAAGCAAAGAUCCAAGCUGAGGAUCAAGUGACAACAAAAUUAUUUGAUCCAAUUCCAUCUACAUCUAUGACAGAGCUUUUACAUAUGCAACAAGUGAAUACAUCCCAAUUACAUCAAUCAAGAUUUGGAUUACUUUCUCAAGCCUUUAUGUUGUUCAUAAUUGUUGGUUUUCUAUUCAGUGAGACUCUCAGUGAAUUUUGGAAAACAAAAGUGCCAUUGUACAGCAGGAAUUGGCAUGAUGUUGUAUUUCGUGUUAUUGAAGUUGGUGUAGCGUUGUGGUUUCCCUGUGUUUUAUGGAACUGCAUGAGUCCGGAACAAUUAUGGAUUUUAAAUCCGAAGCGUAUAUUGAAAAGAUUGGAUCUGGAUCAGGGAAAAUACAUAAAAGAAAUUGAAUUGCAAGAAAAGAACACACCUCAAGACACUGCAUUUCUUCCUACAGAUGGGACAUCGAUUAAUAGCAAGGAUUGUUGGAUUUGUUAUGACAAUGACAGACAAGAUGCUGGUCCACUAAUACAACCAUGCCAUUGUAAAGGUGGUGUAAGUGCUGUACAUCAUGAUUGCCUACGUCGUUGGCUCGUCGAGAGUUUUGUUAAUGCUGACAGCCUUAUUUGUAAAGUUUGCAAUACAAAGUACAAUGUUGAACAUGCCAGUCGAUUAGAUUGGCAAAAUAGUUUAACUCCACGCCAUGGUUUGCAAACUAUCGCUAUUGUUACUACGAUGUGUGCGUCUUCUGCUGCUGCAUGGGUAGUUAUACAAUUUGUAGAAGGAUCCAUUAUCAGAAUGUUCGCAGCCGGAACCGCAUUAUUGAUUAUGUACGUCUGCAUAAGAUUUUUGAGUUUGUACACUGUUGUAGCGUAUCAACGAGCUAAAAUUUCGUCAUUAAAUAUUGUUAACAGUGAUAGUGAGAAUAAUGGGACUGCACAUGUUACGACAAUAAGUCACACAAAUUCUGUGGACUUAAUGAAAUCGGAUAUGGUUACAAUAUAAUCUAUACUUGCCAUUGCAUUACAAAACAUAGGUAUGUUUCCUGUUUAAAAUAAAUUCAAGAUAGGAAAAUUAAAUAAUAAUGUGUAGAUGUGCAUGUUUGGUUUUAUAAGCAUAAAUAUAUAUACAUAUAAUGACUAUAAUUAAGGCACAGUACGCUUUCAAUCAGAAUUUUCA